This is a messenger RNA of Cuscuta europaea, 3502 nucleotides long. The record is from the annotation of a GenBank genome assembly. Lineage: Eukaryota; Viridiplantae; Streptophyta; Magnoliopsida; Solanales; Convolvulaceae.
AGGUCGAGAUGAGAAGCUCUAAGCAAAGAGUAAAGUAUUUGCUGACCAAUUAAGCUAAGUAUGUCUUUAAUCUUCCGUUUAAGCCCUAUCCGUGGACUAUAUAGGGGGCGGAAUGGAUAAGGGGUUUGAUACUCACUAACUACAAAGAAUUGCAGUACAAAAAAUAAUGGGUUGCUGGUUUCCUUUGAAGGUUUGGUCGAUAGUGAUCAUCGGUUUUUGGGUUUCAAGCUUGAGGCUGAAUUUCGCGACGCCUGUGGGGUUUCGGAUGAGUCUGAGCAGACAUCACGGCAUCAGUACAGGCGAAAAUUUGUCCAGGUUGGAGCUUUUGCGAAUCGGCAUAAAGCACGACGCCAAGAGGUUCGGCGCCUGGGCUGCUACUGCGGCGGCGGCGGCGGCAUCGCGGCCGGAGCGAGAGGGGAAGGCGGCGAUCUCCCGGGUACAUCCCGCGCCCGAUAACGGGGGGUUCUUGAUGGACCUACACAUCGGGACUCCGCCGGUGAAAUUGAGGUCUCUCGUGGACAUUGGCAGUGACGUGACGUGGACGCAGUGUCUGCCAUGCUCGAAAGAGCGGUGUUUUGGUCAAGACACUCCCAUCUUCGACCCCAAGAAAUCCACUUCUUUCCAAAAGUCCGUGUGUCGACGAAAUAACACACGCGGCAGUUGCUCCCGCCGCAUCAAGUACGGCGAUGGGUCGACGGUCGAAGGCUUCGACGCCUCAGAGACUUUGACAUUUCAGAACCACGUUUCUUUCCCCAACGUCACCUUCCUCUGCGGCAAAAACAAUAGCGUCGGGUUUGGAUUUCAGCACACCUCAGGUUUGGUGGGUCUCAGCCGCGGGCGGCUGUCUUUGGUCUCCCAGCUCAACCUCUCCCAAUUCUCCUACUGCUUGCCCGGCCUGGGAAGCAAUUCAACCGGCACCCUUAGACUGGGGGAUGCAUCAUCCACAGCAGGCGGUGGAGAUCAGGUGACUACGACGCCAUUUGCAAAAAAUCCAGCUUCAUCAAACAACUCAGCCAAAUCGCAAUAUUACUAUGUUUCCGUGGAAGGAAUCUCGGUGGGCAAGACACUGCUGUCAUCAGUGCCCAAGGAGGCGUUCCUGCUGAAUCCGGACGGGAGUGGAGGGAUGAUUAUGGACACCGCCACCAGCCUCACUUACCUUCCGACGGCAGCCUUCAAUGCGGUCGUUGAUGAGGUGGGGAAGCAGCUGAAUCUUUCUUCGGACAAUAGUUCCGAUCUACCUUGUUUCACGCUGCCAAAGAAGAGUGAGAUCAGUUUCCCUACGCUGACGCUCCAUUUACAGGGCUCCCACGGCAGCAGCUGCGCAAAUCUGAGCAUCCCUGAACACAAUAUGUUCAUAAUUGAAGAGGAUUUCGGUCGUAACACUACUUGUUUGGCAAUCGGUGACGCUGGAGGUGGAGGGUCGUUUGGGGUUUUGGGGAACUUUCUACAGCAGAAUAUGAUGGUCAGCUAUGAUCGGGCUGAGAACAUGCUUUCCUUUGAGCCAACGAAUUGCAGUCGCCAUUCCGAUCCGAUACAUCCUAGCUAGCUUCCAUUCAUGUCAGCCCGCAUACAUUCUGCCAUUCAUAAGGCCGGUAUUGUGGGCUAAUUAUAUAAAGUACUCUAUUAUUCAGUACUCCAUAUAUGUGUGUAAUUUCUGUUAUAUUAGGGAUCAGAUCACUUGUUUUUUGUUUUGUUUUGCUUACAUUGUUACAUGAGGUUGUGAAAUACACAUGUAAGGUUUUACUUGUUUGAUCAUGCACGUGCCCUGUUAUUUGCAGACUCCGGAGUAUGUUUUCACUUAUAAAAGUAUUUUCACAAAACUUUCAUAUUAUAAAUAAUACUCCCUUCAUGUCACUAGCAUUGUCCAAUUUUAUCUUUUCGAAAAAUCCCAAUAAGAUUUUCCCAUAGCAAUGACGUAAUACUAAAACUUGAGCCUGUUGUUGAACAACCGGCACUCCCUGAAACCAAGGUCAGAGUAAUAAGUACUAAUGUAUCCUUUUCCAAACUAGAUUGAGCAGCUGUGGGCAUACACCAGGAAGCAUAACCUACGGGAUCUGCAUGCAGUGGGGGGGAGGGUAGACCUGGCAUAGUGAUAAAAUUUUUGCCAUUUUGAACUCAAGAUAAACAUAUGAUCAUUUCAAUUGAAAUGGAAGCAGAUCCCUGGCUUCCAAUGUUAGAGGAUUUCAUUUUUCUGUGCAUCAGUGUGAAAGAUGGCAGAAGCCCGUUCUUCGGGGCUUGCGGGUUAGUUGUGUGAGGACCAUGGACACCAUUAAACCAAAGUUAUUGUUUUUGAGAUAAUCGUGUUCCAUACUAUCUGUUCUCCAGCAACUGUUGCAUGUUUUCCUUCAGCAACACAGUGGUUUAAUUUGUUUUGUUCUGCUUUCCAUGUUGUUUAACAUUGCAAUCUUUUACUCCAGUGGAACUUGAAUUUCUAAUGGUGGUUGUUUUCUUAAUUUUUUUUGCAGCCACCUCCAUCUGUUAAUGAUACAAACCCUUAUAAUGUAAUUAGACCAAAGGAAAAGGCUCAAAGGCUUCACACUAGGCAGACUGAAUAGAGUACCUCUUUAGUACUCUUUGUGGUGAAUAUUUUGCACACUGUCGUAGUUAGUUAAUGCUUUAUCUAAGCUCAUCAUCUUUGUAUUCGUGUUUUGUUUUUCUUUGUUUCUAUUUCCUUUGAAAAGCUUCGUCAGGUGAGCUUCAUGUCCAUUUGAGAUGCCAAUCUUUUUUUCUCUUUUAAUUAACUUGGAUUAUUGUAGUUGAUAUCAUUUCUACUUCAAUAAACAAAAUCAAAAGUGCUUUUCUAUGUGGUGUAACUUCAAUACAGGAACCCAAAAAGGCUUUUUCUAUGUAAGUGCUUCACCUUCCUUUGAUAUCCUUUGAAUUGUUCCCUUCUAUUUGGUGUCAAGAUAUUUGAAUGAAAUAGAAGUCGUGUGCGCGCUUGCGGGCACGCGCGCACACACACACCUGUAAUCAGACCUGGAAAGGGUGCGAAUGGGGUCAUGUUUUCACUCGGUGUAUAUCAAACUUCAAAGGACACUCAUAUAAAUGUUAUGGAGCUAUGAGUUGUAUGUAUAUUUGUAUUGAUAUUAUUUCUGAGCCACACAUGUCAGAAGAUAAUCAUGUACUUUGAUUCUUUUGUUGCUGGUUGAAAGUAACAAAUGACAUGCGAUCUUUGGGUUAUAUGCAACCUUCAACAAGUAAAGUCCGUUCUUGACACUCUCAUGAAGAGGGAAUUGAAGAGAAAAUGAGACCUUAUGGAGAUUGAAGUUGGCCUUUAGAGGAUUCAAAUGCAACAUAAGGUAUGCCCAGAAGCAUGUUGGCAUCAGAUUCUCAAUUUAUUUUCAUGUUUCCUAUAUUUUUGGACUAUGGUGAUGGUCUCAACAAGGGUGGUUCAGAUUGAUGACUUAUCCAUUAAUUUUUUGUGUCCCACAACUUUCACAUUGUGGUUAUGCAAUAUACAAUUUGAGGCUAAUGAGGCAGAAGAAUUUGCUGCUAACAAUAU